AUGGAAGUUCGACCCGGAUUUUGCUCAAGUGAAUAUUCUCCAUCAGCCCGUGGCAGUCAAAUCAGCCACUGCACUGGAAAUGCACGACGGACUCAAUUGAGAAAUGUCUUCUUAAUGGCUCCAGUUCAGAAUCUGCUGGAACGGAUCAGUCCUCAUUGGAGCCAGAGUGGGUGGGGUUCUCAGUUCCUUCGAGCACUACACAGUCAGAACCCGGAUGAUAUGAACAAAGUCUGGUGUGAUAAUCAAAAGAAGAGGGGAGACAUAGCAAAGUUGAUUACGUCUGUCUUGGAAAUGCUGUCGCAAACCGGCAGCGCCGGCGACGAGUUCAAUGUGGGGUUCUUCAACAGCCACCAAGAGCGGUAUCUCGCCCUUCAAUGCCGAUUCAAUGAUUGGGCAAGAGUUCUCCAAGAUACAUCCGAAAUUGCUGUGUAUGCAGUAUUCGGUGAAAAGUGCCUCGAAGCUUACACAUACGCCCACAAUACUGCGAGGUGUGGUGGACAUGAUGCCUUCACCGUCUUGCAUACACAUCUGGCAUCACCCACCAACUUGCCGAUCGAAGGCUUCAUUGAGAUCAAUGCAUCCGGACGUUACUACAGCGAAGACAGGAAAGAGUCUGGCACAAAGAUCAAGGUGAUGACACCAAUACCGCAUUCAGUAUCCCCUUUUGCCUCCUUCGGCAAAUACGUUUCAACGGAAGAAUUUCAGGGAAAUCCCCCCACUACCGAAACCGUCGCCUAG
Molecule: messenger RNA, 738 nt
Organism: Exophiala xenobiotica
Lineage: Eukaryota; Fungi; Ascomycota; Eurotiomycetes; Chaetothyriales; Herpotrichiellaceae
Exons: 1
Coding region: 1-738 (245 amino acids)
Source: RefSeq, a predicted model, not a curated record